This is a messenger RNA of Limulus polyphemus (Atlantic horseshoe crab), 1923 nucleotides long. RefSeq names its product F-box/LRR-repeat protein 20-like. Gene Ontology annotation, cellular component: SCF ubiquitin ligase complex. The coding region runs from base 165 to 1733 and encodes 522 amino acids. NCBI's taxonomy places the organism in Eukaryota, Metazoa, Arthropoda, Merostomata, Xiphosura, Limulidae. The transcript has 7 exons. Gene Ontology annotation, biological process: positive regulation of protein ubiquitination; SCF-dependent proteasomal ubiquitin-dependent protein catabolic process. The record is from RefSeq and is a predicted model, not a curated record. Gene Ontology annotation, molecular function: protein binding.
AUAUACGUGAUCUUUCCAAAUCUGCCAUUCUGUGAUAACUGAGCAACCAUCACCCGUUCAUUAGUAUUAAAAAUUUAUAAAGUUUAUCAUUUGUGCUGCCCACGUUCGCUUAUUUCGGCGAUGUAAAUAAUUUUUCGGGUCCUGUAUUAACUAACAGUUGUUAAAUGGAGCUGUGGACUGUUACCCAAGACGUGUCGUCAUCUGCCAUCGCCCACAUCAAAGAAAAUCAACAAGGAACAAAAAAUGGAUUCAACUUUAUACCAAACGCUACAAUCGAGAAGAUUCCCGAUAAGAUUCUUCUCAAGAUUUUCACCUAUCUUCCCCAUAAAGAAGUGGGGAGGUUAGCUCGGGUGUGUAAAAAAUGGCGCAUGAUAUCCUGCGAUUCUAGGCUCUGGAUGCGCGUGUCUCUGCGUCCAGAGGUCUCUGGUCUUCAUGUGUACACGAUAGAAUCAUUAUUGGCUCUAAUAUCAAUUCGAUUUGGUCCUUCACUGCGGUACAUUGAGCUGCCAAUUGAACUUAUUACCCACACUGUUCUCCACGAACUCGCCAACAAGUGUCCUAACCUGACAUCCAUGUUGUUAGACUUCUCAACAGCCAUGCAGCUACACGACUUUAACGAUCUCCAAACGUUCCCAACCAAGCUACGAACAAUGUGUAUCUGCCUAUCAGAGGUGAUCUUUAUGGAGGGUUUUAUGCGAAAGAUCUACAACUUCAUCAAUGGUUUAGAAGUGUUACACCUUAUAGGUACAUACGAUAAGGUAGCAGAAGAGGAAGAAGAGAUCUACGAAGUAAUCAACAUUCACAAGUUAAAGAGUGCCGUCCCCAAUCUUCGAGUGGUUAACCUAUAUGGUAUUGUGUUUGCUGAUGACAGCCACGUUGAGGCCUUCAGUAGUAACUGCAUCCAACUGGAGUGCUUAGCACUUAACUUCUGCACAAAAUUCACUGGAUCAACAUUGAAGUUACUGCUCUCACGUUGUAAAAAACUCAAGUGUCUCCUCAUGCAACAAACAAGUCUUCAGAAUGACCACGUAAUGGCAGUGGAAUGGGAAAAAACGUGUUUGCAGGAGUUGGAUAUUACUGCCACUCAGUUGUCAGCGGAGUGUCUCAUCGACUUGUUAACACGAAUUCCAGCGUUACGGUAUUUAAGUGCUGGUCAACUGGACGCUUUUACAGACCAAGUGAUGAAAGAAUUCAUGGAAAAGGGAAACAUUAAAAAUCUUAUAGCUUUGGAUUUGGAUAGAAAUGAAAACAUUUCAGAAGAAGCACUGUUUCGGUUUAUCACUCUUCAAGGUUCCAUGUUGAGAGGAUUGAUGUUGUCAGGACUACCUCAUCUGACAGAACAGUUUUGGAUUUCCGUGCUUCCGGUUCUCAAAAAUGUCAAGAUUCUUGUUAUGGGAAUGCCCGAAGGUUGUUGCCAAAAAAUUCAUCAGAAGAUUCAUAUUGAUUCUCUCAUGGAUGGCAUUGCCAACAACUGCAUCCCAUUGGAGAGGCUAGAAGUUCGAUGGGAUCCGGACACCCUAAGGUUUAGCGACCGUAGCAGCAAGGCCAUUGACUCCAUCCGAGUCAAAUGUCUUCGGUUGAGGUGUUUGGUACUCAGUGAUGGAAAAUAUUUCGAACUGGUGAAGUCUAAUUUUGAAAGAGCGGAUCGACAUACCGUUGUUCGCACUACAACUAACUGCCAGGUGACGUUAGUGUACCUCUUGUUAUUCUACAAGGAUUUGUUGUUUAAUUGAUCCCAUUUUUCACCUCUUAUAGUAAAGCAAAUAAUUUAACAACCAGAAAAAUAAAAUGACUCUGGUUAGAAACUAAAGUUAAAAAAAUCAGAAUUUCAAUUAUUGAAUGUUUGUUUAAUUAUCAAUUAUAUAGGUCGAAUCCAGAGUUGUAGAAAACUCUUUGUUGAAAUAAACAAAACCUGUAACCAUU